UAUUGUGAACCUGAGCGUUUUUUCUCGUUUCUCUUUUUCCCAGAUAUACCCACUACAACAGAAAAAAUAACAACAACCACAUAUACACUUUGACCAUUGCAUUCUUCUUGCUAUUUUUUCCCUCUUCUCCCUCUUCCUCUCCUUCCUCUCUCUUUCAAAGUCUCAUGACCCUUCUUGACAGCGAUCCGAUCGAAGAAGCAGUACCAAAAAGUAUCACGGACGCACUCGACCGACGAAAUUACCAAUCAGCCAUUGCUGAAGCUUCGUCUGCGAUUGCGAGUUUAUUCGAACGACAAUAUAUUGCGCUUCUCGAUAAACGUUCGUAUGCACAUGCUAUGCGCUGCAACUUCAAGGCCGCACUUGACGACGCCCAUGAAAUGAUCAAAUAUGCACCCACUUGCGCUAAAGGAUAUCUACGGGCUGGACGACUGUAUACAAUGGAAGGCAAACAAACGGCAGCAAUCAGAAUAUGUCAACGUGGGAUCGAAGCAGUGUCCAAAUCCGACCCGCUGUAUCUAUUAAUGAAGGAUAGCAAAGUCCUCGCUGAAUACCAAAAUGCCAAGCGGAUCGACUUUAUUGCACGAUUACCACUCGAAACAGCAUUCACAGUGUUUAUGCAACUCGAUCGCGGCGAAAAGGGAAUUGCACUUGGUGUGUCCAAAAUGUGGCGCGAACGGCUACUCUUGUGCUCUCAUGCAUGGAGUAAACUAACAAGCACAGGGUGCAAACCUGACUUAAUGAUCGCCAAUACAAUUGAUCGUAUUGGGCCGCAUGUACAAACAUUGCUGCUUGCAUGCAAGACGAAUACUCUCAGGAAUUUGUACCUGAACCAUAUGAAGGACGGCACAUUUGUUAACCUCAGAACUCUCAUCUUGACGAGUAAGUGGAUGCAUAAAACAAAACCUGCUGUAUUAGUAAUUAUUUUAUCUGCCAUUGUGUACUUAGCAGUAGCUUAUUAAUUAAUUGUUGGCGAUUAUUUGGGAACGUUUAUCAA
This is a messenger RNA of Zychaea mexicana, 994 nucleotides long. RefSeq lists its product as uncharacterized. The transcript has a single exon. NCBI's taxonomy places the organism in Eukaryota, Fungi, Mucoromycota, Mucoromycetes, Mucorales, Lichtheimiaceae. Gene Ontology annotation, molecular function: Hsp90 protein binding. Bases 165 to 959 code for a protein of 264 amino acids. The record is from RefSeq and is a predicted model, not a curated record.